Molecule: messenger RNA, 4482 nt
Organism: Monodelphis domestica (gray short-tailed opossum)
Lineage: Eukaryota; Metazoa; Chordata; Mammalia; Didelphimorphia; Didelphidae
Gene: THSD1
Product: thrombospondin type 1 domain containing 1
Cellular component (GO): cell surface; cell periphery
Source: RefSeq, a predicted model, not a curated record
UUGCUAUGCCCUGUGAAACAGGUAGUAGAGCUUGAUUGAAAUCAGAAAUACCUAAACAUAUGCAAUAAUUCACCUUUUGUAGCAGAACUUUAAAAGUGUGGCUUGUAAGGAUAAGUAGGAUAGUGGAGUCGAAUGACCUGCGUUCUAGUUCUGUUCUGACGCUUAGUGGGUUUUUAAUCAGUAGCAAGUCACUUAAAUCCCCAACUUUCCCCUCCUCCUCCCCCCCCCUCCCCCCCAGUCCUAGAAUCUUAAAUUUCUAGGAGGUAUUGAUCAGCAGGAGAGAGAAUUCCCAAACCGGGAGUUUUCUACAGUGAUGCAUCGCUGCUGUGGAUGAUGAUAACAAGGAAGGCGAUGACCGUAAUUCUGUGGAGACGCGGAGGCAGUUUAGUUCUCCGCGACCUCCCCCAUUCUGAUGUCGAUUGUUGGGGGUCCCAGGCUAUGCCAGAAGCGGGCUUUGUGAGAUUUUUACCAAAAGGGAAAAAGUAUGAGCAGGCUAUCCAUUAGUUUUCUAAGGACGAUCUUAGUUCCCUUUGGAAGAACUCAUUACAAGUGAUCACCUUAUUUGGCCACAAUUCAGAAAGACUUUCUCUACCAAAGAUAGGAGAAGCAGAUGACAAACCACUCGAAUAUCCUGGCCAAGAAAUCCCCCCGGACAGUGUUGUCAUGCUAUGAUCUGCACGAUCACGAAGAGUAGGACGGGACUUACCCACAACAAUCUUUAGAACCUGCACCAAAGGUGGACUGAUAUUGUAUAGCUUUGUAACUGGCCUCCCGGGGGACCCUUAAGUGAAUGAAGGAAGGCGCUAAGAGGACACCUGGGAAACAGACCAAAUAAGACCGGGCAUAGCAUGAAAUAAGACCUCCAUGAAUUGUAUUUGCAGGUGUUCUUGAGAAAAGUACAUGUGACUUGGGUGUGAGAAAGGACAUGAGUAGUCCAAGGACUUGGGGUUCUGCUGAUCAGAAUGAAACAAAUGUUGAAAGACUUUUCAAAUCUGUUAUUAGUGGUGCUCUGUGACUAUGUCCUUGGUGAAGCUGAGUACAUCUUCUUGGGACAGCUGGAUCAUGUAGCUUUAAGCAACAAGACAGUCUCUGUAGAUUUCCUGUAUUCUGAUGGAAAUAAUGCAACCAUGAGGAAUGUGUCUAUCCUGUUGCUGGAUGCCAGCAAAAAUCAGACCAUUGCCACCAAACACCUCCUGACCAACCAGUUCCAGGGCACUCUGGAGUUUGAGUGUUUCUAUUUCAGGGAGGCUGGUGACUACUGGUUUAUACUGAGCCCAGCAAAAAUGGACAAUAGCACAAGGGACUCCUGGCAAGAGAAGCAUGCCUUUCUGAAGGUGGAAUGGCCUGUGUUCCACAUUGAUUUCAAUCAGACAUCAAAGGCAACAGGAGAUACCUUGCAGGUGGGACUUUUUACAAAUCAACCACUAUGCUCUUUUACUACAGACAGACCGGACAUUUUGGUGGAACUCAUCUUCACUAACAGCAUCUCUGAGCUGAAAGAAAGUAGGGAUCAACCACUGGAAAUAAGAAUCAGCAAAAGGAUUAGCCUUGCUCCAGUUCAGUGGAUAGAGUUUGAUUGUGCUCCCAUUGGUCCCCAAGCCUAUGCCACUGUGUUACUGAAACUUCAAGAUACUUCUACAGUCAUUACCUCAACAGGACCCAUUGAUUUGGUCCAAAGAUUUGGCUACAAGCUGGUGACGUUGCCAGAACUAAAGUGUGAGUCCUUGGUGGAUGUGAUGAUAGUGCCUCCUCCAUGUACUUUUGCCCAAGGAAUGGUUACUGUCUACAAGGACACCACUAGGCAUUCUGGGGAAAGGCUUGGUUGGUUGGCUGAAAACAUCGUGCCCUUGGGAGCCAGCAAAACUGCAUUUAAUUGUACUUUGUUUGCUAUGGGGAAAAAUAAAUACUGCUUUGAGUUCAGCUUUUCAAGCAGAAGCCAUUUUUCCUCAGGGGAGAAUUGCAUGGUGAUUCAGAGAAAUAUAGAAACAUGGAGUUUGUGGCAGGCCUGGAACCCGUGCAGUGUAACAUGUGGUGAUGGCGUACGUGAUAGGCGGCGAACCUGUCUCACCUCCUCCCCCUCCAAGCCUGGUUGUGUUGGAACAUCUACAGAGACCUCCUUGUGUUCUUUGGAAGAGUGUUCUAGCUUCAAUCCUUCCAGCCCUUCUCCUGCCCAACCAAAGGGCCCCCUGAAGGCUAAUAACAUUGUGACUGUUACUGGGAUCUCUCUGUGUUUGUUCAUAAUUAUUGCCACUGUCCUCAUUACCCUCUGGAGGAAGUUUGGCCGCCCUCCCAAGUGCAGCACCCCAGCACGCCACAACUCAAUCCACUCCCCCAACUUCCGGAAGAACUCAGAUGAAGAGAACAUCUGUCAGCUGAGUGAGCAGAGGGGAAGCUUCUCUGAUGGGGACGAGGGAGCCCUGGGGAGCCCUGCGGAGAUCAGUAUCCCUUUGACCUAUCGGAGGAGCAUGCAGCUGACUCCAGAAGAAGAAGUCUCUGGCAGUGAGAGCUUCCAGUCCAGCGCCCAGAAGAUAAUCCCCCCUCUAUUUAGCUACCGCCUCGCACAAAAGCAGCUUAAAGAGAUGAAAAGGAAGGGUCUGACGGAAACAACCAAAGUGUACCAUGUGUCUCAGAGUCCUCUGACGGACACAGUCGUGGAGGGUGCUGCUGGUGCGGCCUUAGACCCAGAAGGACCAGAAGAAGCCUCAACAAACAAAUUUCGAAUCAAGUCCCCUUUUCUGGACCAGCCGUCCAUCAACGCCGGGGAAAGGACUCAUUCCAGGCUCGAUUUUAAUGUGUCUCUGACCAAUCCCGCAUUGAGCCCUAGCCAGACCCUCAUUCGCAAAUCACAACUGAAAUAUGUGGGCAGCAAAGGGGGCCAGUCUGAAAGGAGCUAUCCCCGGCACUCCCACUUCAGGAGAACUGCAAGUUUCCAUGAAACCAAGCAAGUCAGGCCCUUCAGGGAAAGGAGCAUGUCCACUCUGACCCCGCGACAAAUUCCAGCUUAUAGUGCCAGAACACGAACCUGGGACCAGGGAGAAGAUAGAUUUAGGGCUCGGGCUCGGGGAGCCUACCCAUGUCCAGAGAAGCUGGAGCAUCCCCAGGGUACCAGGAUAGUCACUGAACCACUAAGCCCUCUCUCCAAAUCCUACCCCAUGGGGCUUCCAGCCAGAAAACCCGACUUGAUCAAUGACCGUCCAGCAGGACUGGUGAAUGGCACCGAUAGAGUGGAACCCCACAGACACAAGAGGGGACCUUCACCGAGUCAUAAGAGUGUUUCAAGGAAACAGCCCUCCCCUACCACCCCCAAGGACAGCUACCAGAGGGGCAGUCCUUUGAGUCCUCCCCAGUACAGAAGAGACAAGUGUCAGAGCUUCCCAGCACACCCGGAAUAUGCUUUUUAUGACAAUACUUCUUUUGGCCUUACUGAACUAGAGCAAAGGAUGCUUGACCUGCCCGGGUAUUUUGGGUCAAAUGAAGAAGAUGAGACAACAAGCACACUGAGCAUAGAGAAGUUGGUAAUCUAAAGGAAGCAUAAGAACAAGGGCAGAACUGUAUGGGAUCCUGCCACUCUCCCAGGCUGUGUUCUCCCUCUCUGCUUUCAGCAUCAUUCCUUACACUGUCCUGGUACCACUUUUUGUACCACUGAACAGAGAAUGGGAAAGAAAUGAUCUAUGGGAUGUAUACUGUGUGUGUGUGUGUGUGUGUGUGUGUGUGUGUGUGUGUGUGAAAAACAGAGAGAACAAGAGCAAGAAAGAAAGGAAAGAAUGAAAGAGAAUGAAAGCAAGCAAGAUGGAAUGGAAUGAGAGCUAUAAUGAGAGAGGAGAGCAUAAGAAAAAGAAUGAGGGGAGAGAGAAAGAAAGAUUUGAGGAAAGGAGUUAUUUACCCUAAACUUGUCUCCAAUGUUAUCCUAUUACUAUUGGCUAAUGAAUAAUAAAGUAAUAAUAAUAGUUAACAGGGAUUGGUUUCUUUUGGGGUAUGCAGCAUGCUAAGAUCUGGCUCAGGAAGGUGAGCUUCUUGGGAAGCUUCACUGACAGCUUCCAACUUAAUGCCAACCCUUUGAGCCAUUCCUUGAGCCAUCAGUGCUCCAAAGGGGAGACCUUGGCAAUGGAAGGCUGAAUCAUAACGAAUACAUUUUUGCAGAAGGUUCAGGAAUCAGAUAACAUCAGGGAAAGCUUAUUUAACAUGCUCCAUAUAUAUGACAAGUACACUCAGGAUAAGGGAAUUUUUUGGAAGCCAAGUGAUUAGACUAGGAGUAAUUUGGCAUUUAAUGAGCUGCUACAGCAACAUGAUUCUUUGAGGUAUACAGGAGGAGCUAACAGAGUUUUGUGUGGAGCACAAAGCCCAGCUGGAUAGACACAUUCAGUUCUAGACUGGAGACAUAAAGCCUCAGGAUAGUUGUCCAGAGGGUGAGCCAAAUCUGGGUUUCUCCCAACAUUCAUUAUUGUCCGGGUCAUUUAAAAUAAAAUCUAAAAAAUGGAAAAA